Anopheles nili is the source of this 999-nucleotide messenger RNA. RefSeq names its product tRNA N(3)-methylcytidine methyltransferase Mettl2 (gene Mettl2). The transcript is spliced from 3 exons. NCBI's taxonomy places the organism in Eukaryota, Metazoa, Arthropoda, Insecta, Diptera, Culicidae. Bases 1 to 999 code for a protein of 332 amino acids. The record is from RefSeq and is a predicted model, not a curated record. Gene Ontology annotation, molecular function: tRNA (cytidine-N3)-methyltransferase activity.
AUGAGCGAAACAGCCGACACAACAAUAGCCAACGAGCAAUCCGACCAGCAUUGUCGGCCUCAGUUUGGCAAUCGAUUCCUAUCCGCUGAUGACGAUGUGUUCCAACAUAACGCUUGGGACAAUGUCGAAUGGGACGAAGAACAAGAGCAAGCCGCGUUGGAAGGAGUAAAAAAAAAUUCAUCUGCCAAACUGUCUGAGGAAGAAGUGGCACGGUUAUCAACAGAAGCAGAUCAGAACUGGGACCGAUUUUAUGGCAUACACCAGAACCGAUUCUUCAAAGACCGGCACUGGCUGUUUACGGAAUUUCCCGAACUGGCACCGCUCAAACGUCCGGAGACAGCACCUCAGCGAGUGCUUCCGAGUGGGGAAGCCGUGAACCGUUCGGAAACCACGCCACCGGAAGCCGAUCUACAGCGGAGAACAAUAUUUGAGAUUGGAUGCGGCGUGGGAAACACGGUGUUUCCCAUUCUGAAAUACAGCGAUGAGGAGAAUCUGAUGAUCUAUUCGAGCGAUUUCUCUCGCCAAGCCAUCGAGAUCAUGCGCGAGAGUCCCGAAUACGACACGCGGCGCUGCCACGCGUUCGUGUUGGACGCAACGGCCGAACAGUGGGAUGUACCUUUUCCGGAAAACAGCAUCGACAUCGUGGUGUUGAUAUUUGUCCUCUCCGCCAUUGAUCCGGAACGCAUGCAACAUGUGGCGAAUCAAAUCGCCCGUUACCUCAAACCGGGCGGACUGCUGAUGCUACGCGACUAUGGUCGGUAUGAUUUGGCCCAGUUGCGCUUCAAGCCGGGCAAAUGCCUGAAGGACAACUUUUACGUCCGUGGCGACGGCACGUUGGUGUACUUUUUCACCCAAGACGAACUGCGCAAGCUGUUCACUUCGGCGGGUUUGGUCGAGGAGCAGAACAUUGUCGACCGACGACUGCAGGUAAACCGUGGUAAGAUGAUUAAAAUGUAUCGCGUUUGGGUACAGGUCAAGUUCCGAAAACCCGCCGUGUAG